This is a messenger RNA of Chaetura pelagica (chimney swift), 843 nucleotides long. RefSeq names its product nuclear transport factor 2 (gene NUTF2). Lineage: Eukaryota; Metazoa; Chordata; Aves; Apodiformes; Apodidae. Bases 28 to 411 code for a protein of 127 amino acids. The transcript has 4 exons. Gene Ontology annotation, cellular component: nuclear pore central transport channel. The record is from RefSeq and is a predicted model, not a curated record. Gene Ontology annotation, biological process: protein import into nucleus.
GUCACUGCGUGUAGGUGAGGAUUCAGAAUGGGAGACAAGCCUAUUUGGGAGCAGAUUGGAUCCAGCUUCGUACAACAUUACUACCAGCUUUUUGAUGCAGACAGGACUCAAUUAGGAGCAAUAUAUAUUGAUGCAUCAUGCCUUACGUGGGAAGGACAGCAGUUCCAGGGCAAAGCAGCAAUUGUUGAAAAACUCUCUAGCCUCCCUUUCCAAAAAAUACAACACAGCAUCACAGCACAAGACCACCAACCUACACCUGACAGCUGUAUACUCAGUAUGGUAGUGGGACAGCUUAAGGCUGAUGAAGACCCAAUCAUGGGAUUCCACCAGAUAUUUCUAUUAAAGAACAUCAACGACGCCUGGGUGUGCACCAACGACAUGUUCAGGCUAGCACUGCACAACUUUGGCUGAGCUGGUGACCCUGAGGCACCCAGGCUUUUUUUUUUCUUUCUUUUGUUGUUGUUUUGGGUUAUUUUUUUUUUCCUCCUCUCUUACUGGUAUUAUUCACACUCACAGAACAUUCCAAAUAUCAUACACAAACCUGCAGAGCGUGGGCGAGGCCUGUGACCUGCCCUUCUGCUGAGUUUACAUUGUCACUAGAUGAGUUUCUUGUGCAUGAUGUUUGGAAGUUAGACUUAGCUGCAUUUGACAAGAGAAAUUUGUGUUGUACCAGCAUGCCUCGGGAAGAGUCCCUCAUGCAACAGGUUGCUGUUUCUGUACUGACAAGAUGCUCUGUAACCCAAAGAAACAAGCGAACAGCAGCCUGUCCAGCCCAGAGAUGGAUUUGUUCAGAUGUUUCAAUGCUCCAUUACACAAUAAAACCAUGAGAUUUUCUUAACAGUU